GGCCAGACUUCUCCCUUCCCUUCAGUCUCUCGACGGACAAUUCCUCUGCGACUCACCAGAGAGAUUCUACAAUGGCUUCUGAAGCUACCAACGACCUGCCUGUGCGCCCUGCUGCGCAGGCUCAGGAAAACGCCAAAAACGCUGCCCCGCCUAAGAAGGCCCCCGCCGCCGAUGUCCUCCCAGACUGGCUGAUUGAGCGCAACAAGCUCUUCGAAGAGCUUUGGCAACAACAUCUGGCGGAGAUUCAGUCUCGCCCGCACCCCGAGAUUAGCGUCACCCUCGAUAUCGGCGACGGUAACCCCUCCUCUGUCCCCGCCAAGGCCUACGAGACCACCCCCGGCUCUUUUCUGCGCGAUGUUCCCAAGGAUGUGAGCGCCGACGUCGUUGUUGCAAAGGUCAAUGGAGAACUAUGGGACCUGAACCGUCCUUUGGAGGGUGACUGCACCAUCUCUUUCGUACCGUUCAGUCAGCACGAUGGCAGAAUGGUCUUUUUCCACAGUUCCGCACACGCUCUCGGCGAGGCCUGCGAGUGUGAAUACGGGUGUCUCCUAUCGCACGGCCCACCAGAGAAGCUAGGUUUCUUCUAUGAUCAGCGGAUGCCUGGAGAUCGUGUCGUGCUCCCCUCCGACUGGCCUGUACUUGAGAACAGGGCCUCGCGCAUUUUCAAGGAGAAGCAGAGCUUCGACCGAUUGGAAGUCUCCAAGGAGAACCUCAAGAAGAUGUUUGCGUACAGCAAGUACAAGCUGCACUAUAUUGACAAGCUUGUGACUGGGGAGAAGAGUACCGUGUAUCGCUGCGGUACUUUGGUUGAUCUGUGCCGGGGACCUCAUAUCCAGAACACUGGCAAGAUCAAGACCUUCAAAAUCAUGCAGAACUCUUCCGCAUACUUCCUCGGUGACCAGAACAAUGAUUCCCUUCAGCGUGUCCGUGGUGUCGCUUUCCCCGACAAAAACUCCAUGAAGGAGCACUUGAAGUUCCUCGAGGAGGCUGAGAAACGCAACCACUUGAAAAUCGGGAAGGCACAAGAGCUUUUCUUUUUCCACGAUGUCUCCCCCGGAAGUCCUUUCUUGCUUCCCCGUGGCACCCUGAUUUUUAAUGCCAUUCAGAAGCUGCUACGAUCUGAGUACCGCAAGCGCGGCUACCAAGAGGUUCAAACCCCGAACAUGUUCGACGUCAGCCUCUGGAAACAAUCCGGUCACUGGCAGCACUAUGCGGAUGAUAUGUUCAAAUUGAACGUUGAGAAGCACGAAUUCGCGUUAAAGCCAAUGAAUUGCCCUUCUCAUUUUAUUAUGUAUGGAUCGCGAGAUCGCAGUUACCGCGAUCUUCCAGCUAGGUACGCAGAUUUUGGUUGCUUACAUCGGAACGAGGCAUCUGGUGCUCUGAGCGGCCUGACCCGUGUGAGGAAGUUCCAACAGGACGAUAGCCAUAUCUUCUGCACAAACGAGCAGAUUGAGUCUGAAGUCGCUGGCCUGUUCGACUUUUUGGAAUCCAUCUAUGGGCUGUUCGGUUUCACCUUCAAGUUGAAGCUGUCUACUCGCCCUGAGAAGUACAUGGGUGACUUGGAGACCUGGAACCGCGCCGAGGACCAGCUCAAGAAGGCCCUGACCCAGUUCAAGGGUAACGACUGGGUCAUCGAUGAGGGCGAUGGAGCCUUCUACGGUCCAAAGAUUGACAUCACCAUUGCGGAUGCCCUUGGGCGUGAGUUCCAGUGCGCCACCAUUCAGCUGGAUUACCAGGCUCCCAUCAACUUCAAGCUUGAGUACGUGGAUAAGGAGAAGCCCAAGGGGGAGGAGGAGGACGGCGAGAAGAAGGGUGAGGCCCCCAACCAACCCGCACCUGGUCGGUCCCGUCCCGUGGUUAUCCACCGUGCUAUCAUUGGUAGCUUCGAGCGCUUCCUUGGCAUUAUCACGGAGCACUUUGCUGGAAAGUGGCCUUUCUGGCUCAGCCCUCGCCAGAUCAUGAUCAUUCCGGUCAUGCCCGCUCUGAAUGCCUAUUGCGAGGAGCUGCAGGAAAUUCUCCGUGCGGACAAGUUCAAUGUGGAGAUUGAUAUCUCUGGCAACACUCUCCCGAAGAAGAUCCGUACCGCCCAACUGGCUCAGAUCAAUUUCAUCUUCGUCGUGGGAGGGGCCGAAAGAGAUAGCCGUAGCGUGAACGUACGCAACAGAGACGACCCUGAGACACAGAAACUGGGUGUGAUGGUGCCGCUUGACGAGAUUCGGGCGAAGAUGACCGCGCUGCGUAAGGAGCGUCGGUUGGAGAACAAGCUGUAGGCGUGAUAUGCAUUAUUGAUUUAUGAAAAAGUGAGAAUACAAAGCAUUCGGGAAUUCGACUGAUUCAAACUUGACUAUUUGCGUAUUGACUUAGAUACUGUAUUGCUGAUCUUAAGAUUGGACGAGCC
Molecule: messenger RNA, 2398 nt
Organism: Penicillium subrubescens
Lineage: Eukaryota; Fungi; Ascomycota; Eurotiomycetes; Eurotiales; Aspergillaceae
Product: threonine--tRNA ligase THS1
Exons: 8
Coding region: 72-2270 (732 amino acids)
Biological process (GO): threonyl-tRNA aminoacylation
Cellular component (GO): cytoplasm
Molecular function (GO): ATP binding; threonine-tRNA ligase activity
Source: RefSeq, a predicted model, not a curated record